ACACCAUCAUCCAGCUCAGCUCUGCACCCUGGAAAUGGCCAGCCCUGCGCUAGACCUGGACGAGAGCACCCCGACGCACGAAUCCCCUCCAGAAGCCGCCUGCAGAGAGGCACAGAAGUGGAUCGAGCAAGUUACGGGUAGAAGCUUUGGUGAUAAAGACUUUCGCACGGGACUGGAAAAUGGAAUCCUUCUUUGCGAGCUGUUGAAUGCAAUUAAACCAGGACUUAUAAAGAAGAUAAACAGAUUACCAACACCUAUUGCUGGUUUGGAUAAUGUGACGUUAUUUUUACGAGGUUGUAAAGAACUUGGCUUAAAAGAAUCCCAGCUGUUUGACCCAGGAGAUCUGCAGGACACUUCCAACAGAACAACAGUUAGGAUAUCAGACUGUAACCGGAAGCUACGAAAUGUACUCGUCACUGUUUAUUGGCUGGGAAAAGCGACAAACAGCUGUGCGUCAUACAGCGGAAAUCACCUGGACCUGAAAGAGUUUGAAGGCUUGCUGGCACAAAUGAGGAAGGAAACCGAGGAAGUGGAGAGCCCUAAAAGAAGUAUUCGUGACAGCGGCUACAUAGACUGCUGGGACUCUGAGAGAAGCGAUUCUCUGUCCCCACCGAGACACGGCAGAGACGAUUCCUUUGACAGCCUGGAUUCAUUUGGUUCUCGCUCACAACAAACGCCAUCUCCAGAUGUGGUGCUGAGAGGGAGCAGCGAUGGAAGAGGAAGUGACUCAGAAUCAGACCAACCCCACAGAAGAUUACCUGAUGUCAGGAAGGAUGACAUGUCUGCCCGACGGGUAUCUUUUGGCGACAACAAAGCAACAGUGCCUUUUAACCAGUACCUUCCCAACAAGAGCAAUCAGACUUCAUACCUUCCUGCUCCUCUGAGGAAAAAGAGGGUUGAACACGAUUACCGGAAAAGCUGGAGUACUGCAACUUCACCACUAGGGGGAGAAAGGCCUUUCAGCCACCCUGAAACAAUUGAGGAGGAACACGGUGAGGGGCAGAAUGGAGAACAUGGAGCCUCCUCGCUGAUCUCUGUUAAAGGACAGUUAGGAAUAACUGAAAAACUUAAAGGAUAUUUUGAUCAGCAAGAAGAUGAUGUAAAGGAUCAGCCUUCCGGUAAUGAAGAUGAGGAGGCCCGGAAAUUAAAAAGCCUUCAAAAAGUUGGAAUAAAGGUCAUGCCUGCAACAAAGCGUUACAACAGUCCAAAGCAAUUUGCAGAAGACCAUGAAACCGUGGGGAUUGUGCUACGGAAAGAGAACAGCCACCCAGCUAAUGAGGAUUCUGAAGAGGAAGAAGAGUGCAAAAUGCCAGAUAUUGAGCGAGAUGACUUGGCGACACGCAGAGCAAGGAUGAACCAACCUAAAGUUUCAACACCUUUUAAUCAAUAUAUAGGAUCCUAUAUUACCAAAACAAAGCCUUCUUCGGACUCGAGUGCCACCACUGCCUCCUUCAAACAUACCAUGGAUAAAAGCAAGAAAGAACAUCAAGACCAACCGGCGGAGAAGAUGACCAUUUUAAAGGAAAAUUUCGCUCAAAGGCCCAUAGACAACGAGUCUGACCAAGAGGAAGAGGAGAAAGUACCAGACAUUCAGAAGGACGAUCUGGCCAAGCGUAAAACACAUGGUUCGGUCAAACAGCAGAAGGAGCCUUUGGUUUUUAGUAAAGGCUCAAUAACAAGGGCUGACUUGGCAACCUGGCAGAGGCUUAAGCUGUCUUCCGAAGAGAGUGAACAGACACCCAGCAAUGGCCAAACACCAAAAAUUGAUGCAAGCCGAGCAGCCAAUGAUGACUUUGGUAGACGCAAGUUAUCCCUGCAAGAGAAGAGGGCUCGCAACAAACAAAAAUUUGUCCACUUUGGCCCAGUUACUGAGAUUGACCAGAAGCGAUGGGAUAAGCUCUGUAUUUCCAAACCUAGUGUUAGUGAGGCAAAUAUAAGCGAUGAAAAUGCCUCUGACAUUGCAUAUGCCAAAGCAGUAAUCUCAGACAGUGCUCCGACUGUUCAGACCGUGGACACCGUCCCAGUAACACAUCUACAAUGCCAGUUGAGAUGUACGGCAGAAGUCAGCAAAAUCCCAGAUGUGUCUCCAGACAAUGACUGUGAGCAUGGUGGACCGUUACCAGAUUCCCAACGUGAUGACAUGUUAGCACGACGAAUUGGCACUUUCCAGAAGUGUGUCAAAGUUGGCCAUCCCUCUUCUAGUACCGAUGACAACCAGCAAAAUAUACAUAAUGAAAAUGUGAAGACCCCAAAGGCUAAACUUAAGGAAAAUAAACAGUCAUUGGAAGAUGAUGAUCAACUCCUGAGUAAGGACAUACUUCCUGAAGUUACAGUUGAUAUGAAAUCUAAUUUAAAUGACAAACCUGAGACGCAUGCCGUACAGCUUAAUUCAGAGGAAGAUGUAUGUAAAGAAGACACCAGCUUGCAGAACGACAGGGCUACACCAGAUCCAGAAAAGGAUGAUAUGAUGGUCAGAAGGAUCUCUGUGAGUCAGAGACCACCUGGGGUAACUCUAACUCACUUCCUUCCAGUACCAUUUUCUCUACAAAAGACUGAAGAGAAGUCACACAUCUUCCAACCAAAGGAAAAGAAGCCCAUCAGCUCUCUUCAUGUGACCACAAUUACUCCAAAUAACACCCCCCAAGCCCAUACCGCUGUCAGGUCUGACAGUCCGUCUAAGACACUACAGCAGAGCACAGAAGAAGAGCCCACUGAAUUAAGAGAUGAUCUGAUGUGUCAACCAGCUUGCAACCCCAUUGAGAAUAAUCCCAUAUGUGCAGAGCUUAAAUCCCAACCACCACAAGAAUCUCUUGAAAGUCCUGACCGAGAAGUAUCGAGAUUCAGCACACGGUCGUCUCUGUCAGAUGACGCGGAGAGUGUGAGCAUGUGCGAUAUGAGAUAUGAAGAGGAGGGAAGUAUGCUGCCCCACAGCAGAGCUCACCAUGAACACUUGCAGUUUGUCAAUGAUCUGCUGAAGGAGGAGGAUGAUACAUGGCAGGAUGACCUGGCACGGUGGAAGACCCGCAGGAGAAGUGCAUCACAAGACUUGCUACAGAAAGAAGCAGAAAGAAAAAAGAUGGAAAGGUUACUUAGUGGGGAACCCGACUUGAGUGAAAGAAGGAAAAGCAUAAAAACUUACAAAGAAAUAGUAGAGGAAAAAGAACAAAGAGAGAAAGAAUUGCAUGAAGCUUACAAAGGUGCCAGGACAAAAGAGGAAGCAGAGAAGAUACUGCAGAAAUACAUUGAGAGGUUUACCAUAAGUGAAGCUGUUCUUGAACGUUUAGUGAUGCCAAAAAUUCUGGAGAGAAGCCAUUCAGUGGAGCCUGGCUUACUCGCCUCAUCUGAGGACCCCAACCCAUUGAAGUAUCUGAGACAGGAGUCAUUGCCUUCUCCAAAGUUUACUUCUACAGUAGAAGCAACUAUAUCUCCAACCUCUGAAUCAGAUUUUAAAGCACCCCUGGGUCCUACAUCACCAACAAAAAGUGUGGUUUCAAAGGCAGUGCCUAUGUUAACACCCAAGCCUUAUUCCCAGCCUAGAAAUACACAGCAUGUUCUCAAAGCAUUCAAGGUAGAUGGAAAAGUGAGUAUGAACGGAGAGGCGAUGAAUGGCACAGAGGAACACAAAGAAAUGGGAUCAAGUGCAACACAUCAAAUGUUUGUUCCCUCACUGACCAGAUCGCAGAUGUUUGAAGGUGUAGCCAGAGUGGAUGUACAAGCAGUAGUGGUGGAGCCGGAUGCAUCCUCCAUUGAACUUAGUUUGAAAAAGCCGAAUGUACAGAACUCUGUCAAGCACAAAGAAAUUUUGCCUGAAGAAAGAAAUCACAAUGAUGUUGUAGAUGGAAGAGAUUCAUCUUUCCACACAGGACCGUCAGCUGAAGGUACAAAGCAGCACAAGGAAAACCCCAUUGUCACCAGCUUAGAGUUCACACCAUCUCUUGCACCACCUCAAACUGUUGUAAAUGGGAAAGACCAAGAAGAGGAACAAAAGAUUGAUCCCAAGUCACUGUCUCUGAAUUUCAACGUCAAAGAAGAAAGAGAAACAGCAUUGCAUCAAGUAAAAACAACACAGGAACAUGAACAAGAGGCACUGCGGAAAGAACAGCAUGGAGGUACGGAAAGCAGCGGGAGCUCAGCAGUACUAAUACCAGCUUUAAAUUCUCCAAGUCGGUUUUGUUCUUGGGAUCCAGAUGAAGAGCGAAGACGACAGGAGAGAUGGCAGCAGGAGCAGGAGAGGCUGCUGCAGGAGAGGUACCAGAAAGAGCAGGAGAAGCUGAAGGACGAAUGGGAAAAAGCCCAGAAAGAGGUGGAAGAGGAGGAACGUAAAUAUUAUGAGGAGGAGAAAAAGAUAAUUGAAGACACCUUAAUGCCAGUGACAGUGUCCCCUGCUACAAGUUUACAUCGUGGUGUAUGUGAGAUGAAUGGAAGCAUGACCUCCAACCACAGGGAGCAGCAAACCACCUCUGAAGAGACUUGGACAGAGGCAAAGAGCUGUGUGAAAGAGGCAGCACAGCCAGAAGAUAUUAAACCGCAAGUGUCAUUGUGGACACUGGAGGGAGCUGUCAAUAGACCAGAAGAACAGCAAAAAGGCUCCAGCAGGUUGGAAACAGAAGAGACGGUGCCUAUGACAGAUAAAGAGAACAACUAUACUUUCCAUCAACAGUGCAGCACACUCACCAGCCUUCAUUUACAAUUUGGCGUGACUUCAGAAUCCCAUGUGUCUGAGGAUGCGGCAUCUCUUAACAAUUUUGAGGACAGUAAAAACAGUCAGCCAAGGUCGCCCUGUGUGGAUUCAAAGGGACUGGAUCCUCCAGAGACCCCCAGGGAUACCAGUUAUUCCUCACAGUCUUCUACACAAUGCCAGUCACCCAGCAGGUACAAAAGGUCUGUAAGUGGAAAGAAACUAUGUUCUACAUGUGGACUACCACUUGGAAAGGGGGCAGCCAUGAUCAUUGAAACGCUUAGUCUAUAUUUCCACAUUCAGUGCUUCAAGUGUGGGGUUUGUAAGGGACAACUUGGUGACGCAACGACAGGAACGGAUGUCAGGAUUCGCAAUGGUCUAUUAAACUGUAAUGAUUGUUACGUCAGAUCUAGAACGGCUGGACACCCUACACCAUUGUGACUUCAUCAGCUGCCAUGAAGAGCAUUUGGAAAGGCGGAGCUCCCCUCCCGUGUGGGCGGACUCCAGACAAUCACUUUUACCUGCAGAGACCCGGACACUCAUCUCGUGUGGAGAGAGGAGCACUGUGUGUGGUGCUUACUACUAGCAUACUACAUGAUUUGCUUCAUAUUUCAUAUGCAGAAAGAAUAUGGUAGAUUAAAUCUGUGGAACAGCACAGAGGAGUAUUGUUUAUUUGCCAAGAAGAGUUGAAGUCAAACCCUGGUUUCCGAACAGCCUGAAAACUACGGCAAGACUUAAAGCAAGUGUGUCCUGAAAGUGUGUUUUGUGCUACAUGUUCUGAUGUGCCUCUUUCAAUUCAACCUAAAAAAUUAAUGGUGCGGUCAAUUUGUACUUGUUCUAAUUAUAGGGCUUCAUCUUAUGCACAAGCUACAGCAAACAUAACCAGCAAACACCGAUAUGCUUACACGUACCACACUGUGCAUAUUGCUUUAAAUGGCUGUGAAGACAACUCUAUCUGUUCCUGGGGAACGGACAUCCCAGCUUGUGCUCACUGGUGGCCUUUGCUUUUCAUGGGCAUCUUAGCAGUUGUAGGCAAGCCCUGUGUAUCAUGAUGUUACCAAGUAAUGCC
Messenger RNA from Nanorana parkeri, 5747 nucleotides. It is a transcript of the gene LIMCH1, whose product is annotated as LIM and calponin homology domains 1. The record is from RefSeq and is a predicted model, not a curated record. NCBI's taxonomy places the organism in Eukaryota, Metazoa, Chordata, Amphibia, Anura, Dicroglossidae. Gene Ontology annotation, molecular function: myosin II head/neck binding. Gene Ontology annotation, biological process: positive regulation of stress fiber assembly; regulation of focal adhesion assembly. The transcript is spliced from 34 exons. Gene Ontology annotation, cellular component: stress fiber. The coding region runs from base 35 to 5119 and encodes 1694 amino acids.